AUGGGCCGCAACAAACCGCGAUCGAAGGCGGUGGAUGUUACGAAGAGUCUCCUGCAGCCAACUAGUAUCACUGACCACAUUGCCGUCCAGAUAGCGGCAAACAACGUCAUUCAGGUGGCUGAAGAUGACCUCAGCCCCACGCAGGGAAGCGAGGCAGCCUUUGCUCUUCGGCGUGAGGGCAAGCUGGAUGCCUCCAUGAAGCUGUGCCUCAACUGGCGCCAGGGCAACUGCCACAACCAUGCCGCGUGUUCCUUUGCCCACGUCAUUCCGUACUUCGCCGUGAGCAGCGACGGCAGUGGUACCCCGGGAACACCGGGUAAGCCGGCCGGCUUCAACGCCGACGGUGGCGGGGGCUUCACCUACAGCAGCGCCGCUGCGGGCAGCGAGGCAGGCGGGCGCGGCGGUAACGCUGGCUCCAGCUCGUUGUGGCCGCCGAGAGUGUCAUCACCUUUGUACCCCGCCACAACCUUGGGCCAGCGUGGAGAGGAAGACAAGACUCUGCCAGCAGCGGCAUCAGCGCAAUUUUCUGCUGCCGCCGCCGCUUCUGUGAAACCGGAGAUGGCGGAGUCGACUGAUACGACAGAGGUGGGGUUAAUGACGCCGUCGUCGAACGCUUCGGCACCACCGCUGACGUUAGUGUCAGCUGAUGGGCUGCGCUCCAUCCUUGUGUCGCUUACCGCCGCCUUGACGAACAAGGCGGCCUUGAGCGCUAUUAGUGACCCCGCCGAACCCACUGAUGCGGAUGACGACGUCGACUUCACUCAACCGCACGCUGCGUGGCUUCGAGAGAUUGCUGAGCGCGCGGAAGAUGGGGAAAGGGCGACGUUGACCGAUGUUGCCUACUCUUGGCAACAGCCCCUGAAAGCGUCGAUGGCGGAGUUCGUUGAGGUAGCCGGCAAGAGUCUACUAGGUGAGCCCCUGUGGCAGGGCUGUAGUGCUGUGGACCUCUACCACUCACUCGCCGACCGCGCCACUGCGGCUGCUGCAACCUCUGUGCGUCGGUGCCGGGAGGCCGCACAGUCGCAGGCACAGGAGGAGGCAGCUGGCCACGUCGCGGCUGCCGACCCUCGUGCGUUCUCCACCGCACCGACGACGGCUGAUGCCGGCGCUGUUGGUGCUAGGACAGCGCCUCUCACCCUUGUAGACUUGCUGUUGGAUGAGGUGGGGAGUGCGGAUGCGGAAGACGACAGCGCACCGGCACUGCCCCUCUUCUAA
This is a messenger RNA of Leishmania mexicana MHOM/GT/2001/U1103, 1215 nucleotides long. RefSeq lists its product as hypothetical. Gene Ontology annotation, molecular function: metal ion binding. The transcript has a single exon. Bases 1 to 1215 code for a protein of 404 amino acids. The record is from RefSeq and is a predicted model, not a curated record. NCBI's taxonomy places the organism in Eukaryota, Euglenozoa, Kinetoplastea, Trypanosomatida, Trypanosomatidae.